AUGGAAAAGAACAUCUGCUUUCGGCAACGAAGGAGAAAAGAAGUCCACGACGAUUGCGUACUCGAGGACUCCUUAUCCCAAGGUGACUGGCACAUCGAGGAGGAUCCAAACGUGGACUACGAGAUGCUGCUCAGAGGAUUACGAGCCUGCGCUGAACGUGCCUCGAAGCCGCGCACGACAAACUUGUAUCGAAUUUCGAAGACCACCAAGGAAUUGUUGGAAAGAAGAAGGGCUUUGAGGCUUGAUCCGAAUGCAUUGCACAUUGAGCGGUUAGUUGCAAACACUAGCUGCAGAAAAGCGUUGCAGGGGGAUCUUUUGAAGUACAGGCAGAAGAAGAUUCUAGGAGCAGCACAAAGAAGAACGGGUCUAAAGAAGUGCCGCAGGGAUCUCCGCGAAUAUAAUAUUCCGCUAGCAACCUUGCUGAGCGAAGACGGGACUCGCACGUCUUCUCGUCGUGAGAUGGUAAUCAUUACGGAGAGGUUCUACUCGAACCUUUUCCGUUCAUCAACUCCUGUGUCAAGCCCAAUCAUCCCCAUUGGCGAAGCUCCACCACGGAUUCUCCCUUCGGAAGUACGAGUCGCUAUCAAGAGCAUGAAACCUGGCACAGCCCCCGGACCUGAUUUUAUAUCAGCAGACUUUCUUCGGGCUGGCGGCCAUCCGCUUCAUGUAAUCUUAGCAGCGCACAUGACAUCCUAUCUUCAGAAAGAAAGGAUCCCAGGCCAGUGGAAGACCUCGCGAACCGUUCUUAUCCAUAAGAAAGGUGACCGAGAUGACCUUCGGAACUACCGUCCGAUAUGCUUGCUGAGCGUGUCAUACAAAGUAUUCACCAAGAUCAUCCUCACACGCAUAUCUAGGACGGUGGAUGAAGCCCAGCCUCAAGAACAAGCUGGAUUCCGCCAGGGGUCCAGCUGCUUGGACCACAUCCAGACCGUGUCGAGGGUCAUAGAGGUUUGCCGGGAAUACCGCCAAAUAUAUGUAAUAUACAGAUAUACAUAUUUGGCGGUAUUCCCGGCAAACCUCUAUGACCCUCGACACGGUCUGGAUGCCAAAUAUAUAUGCCGCCUGCCCCUUGUUCUAACCUUCGUCGACUAUGAGAAAGCCUUUGACAGCAUAGAAACGAAUGCAAUACUGUCAGCGCUGGUCGAUCAAGGUGUGGACGCAUCGUAUGUGAGGACAUUAGCCAAUUGCUACGAACGAUGCACGACUAGGAUACAGCUUUUCCACCGCCUUCCCACCAUACCCAUUGGAAAGGGGGUACGACAAGGCGAUACUAUAUCGCCGAAGCUGUUCACGGCUGCAUUGCAAUGGAUAAUGAAAUCACUAUCCUGGGAAGAAAGGGGCAUACGUGUUGAUGGAAGAUUUCUCUCGAACCUUCGUUUCGCGGACGACAUCGUUCUCUUUUCGUGCAGUACCAAUGAAGCAGAAACGAUGCUCAACGAAUUGAACGAAGCAGAGAAGAGAAUAGGACUACGAAUAAACAGAAAGAAGACACAGUUCAUGGAGAACGCCCACUACGAGGACGGAGGAGUACAACUUGAAGGCUCCCAAAUCGUGGAAACUCCGUCACACGUAUACCUCGGACGUUCUAUGAACAUGGAAAACGACUUGAAGGAAGAACUGAAUAGAAGAAUGAGAGCAGCAUGGGCAGCAUUUGCAGCCGUCAGGGAAGCUACGGAUCAACUGACGGACCAAGAUCUUCGUGCCCAUCUGUUCGACUCGACAGUCAUUCCAGCACUCUGUUACGCAGCGGAGACGUGGGCAGACACCGCGGCCACGUCUAGGAAGCUACUUACUACCCACAGAGCCCUUGAGAGAUGUCUUCUGAAGUUUAACCGGCGCACACAACACCUUGCCGGUCUUCGUAGCUCCGACUUAAGAGGAAUGUCCCGUCUUCGCGACCCAGCGGAAUAUAGUUUGACUUAUUUCGUUAUUUUGGCCAAGUUCAAGCGGUGGACGAUAUACUCAACAUAA
This is a messenger RNA of Necator americanus (New World hookworm), 1971 nucleotides long. RefSeq lists its product as uncharacterized. NCBI's taxonomy places the organism in Eukaryota, Metazoa, Nematoda, Chromadorea, Rhabditida, Ancylostomatidae. The coding region runs from base 1 to 1971 and encodes 656 amino acids. The record is from RefSeq and is a predicted model, not a curated record. The transcript is spliced from 4 exons.